Lycium barbarum (goji berry) is the source of this 2754-nucleotide messenger RNA. Its product is annotated as mechanosensitive ion channel protein 10-like. Gene Ontology annotation, biological process: monoatomic anion transport; detection of mechanical stimulus; transmembrane transport. The record is from RefSeq and is a predicted model, not a curated record. Gene Ontology annotation, molecular function: mechanosensitive monoatomic ion channel activity; calcium ion binding. NCBI's taxonomy places the organism in Eukaryota, Viridiplantae, Streptophyta, Magnoliopsida, Solanales, Solanaceae. Bases 213 to 2525 code for a protein of 770 amino acids. The transcript is spliced from 6 exons. Gene Ontology annotation, cellular component: plasma membrane.
CUAAAAGUCACGUGGCUAGUAGUUCAAAUAUUUCUGCUCUGUAGUGUGUGUUACUGUAACCCCCCCUGUCCAAAGCUUUUGCUUUCCAUUAAAAUAUGUGCUUCCUUUCCCACUAUCUUUACCUCUUCUCAAUACCCUUUUCUUGAAAGUUGAAACCCUGGCCUCCCUCAAGUAAUCUUUAUUUUGGUGCUUGAUGUUUGACUUGGUAUGGAAUGGAUGCAAAUGAUAAAGCUGCAAAAGUUAGUGGGGAGAUGAGUAUGGCAGAGAACAAGAAAAGCCCCAGUGAAGUGGUUGUCAUGAUCUCUGGAGAUGAAAGAGAUCCUAAGAGUCCUGUUGGACAUUCACCUUUAGGUCCACAAAUUCCAAAGACUGUGCAAGUGAGUGAUUCUUCACCUGAAAUUGCAAGGUGUAGUCCAAGCCCAAGCCCCAGCAAUAGCAAACCACCCAAAAUCCCAACCACUGAAACUCUCACUCGGCGAAAAUCGAUCGCACCCUCUGCAUUUUCGAAGCCAAAAUCAAGAUUUGGUGAACAAUCUGUACCUAUUGACGCCAACAUGUUCGACGAACAAACUGAGACAUGUGCAAAUGUAUCUUCUAACCGUGCUUCCCCUACUGCUAAAAUGGGUUCCAAUAAUACAUUUAAAGAGACUACAAGAACAGUAUCUAUAUCAGUAACCCCAAGAACACCAUUAAUGGCAUCACCAGGUCCUUUUGGAGGAGUGGAUGAAGAUGAGGAGAUAUAUAAGAAAGUGAGCUCAAGGAAUAAGUUGAAGCAUAAGAGAGUUAAAACAAAAGUUCUGAUUGAAUGGCUGUUGUUUCUUUGUCUUGUAGGACUUUUACUUGCUAGUUUAUUGGUUAAGAGGUUGCAAAACUGGAAACUUUGGGAUUUGAGGAUGUGGAAGUGGAUUGUCCUUGUUAUGGUGACCUUUAGUGGCAUGCUGGUUACUAAGUGGUUUAUACAUUUUGUGGCCUUGUUGAUAGAAUUGAACUUUCUAUUAAGGAAGAAGGUGUUGUAUUUUGUCUUUGGUUUAAAGAAAAGUGUUCAAGUUUGCAUUUGGUUUAGCUUGGUUCUUCUCACAUGGGUUCUGCUUUUCUCAAAUGAGGAACGGUCACAUUCUACUGAGAAGGUUACCGAUUUUAUUACCUGGACUAUUGCAGCUUUACUUAUCGGUGCAUUCUUGUGGCUCUUGAAGACUUUGCUGCUAAAGAUAUUGGCUUCUUCUUUCCAUGUAAACACAUUCUUUGACAGGAUUCAAGAAUCAAUCUUUCAUCAGUAUAUUCUACUGACCCUUUCAGGGCUCCCAGUUAUGGAAUCUGCUCAGAUGUUGAGGAAAUCAAACAGUUCUGCCAGUCAAUUUAGUUUCCGCAAAACAAAGAAGGGAAAAGAUGGGAAGGAAAAGAAGGAAAAGGCAGUGAUUGAUAUAAAUAAGCUUCAUGAGAUGAAGAGAGAAAAGGUGUCUGCAUGGACCAUGAAAAUGUUAGUUGAUGUAAUAUCUAACUCGGGACUUUCCACUAUCUCUGGCUCGUUUGGUGAAACUGAUUAUGAUGCAGGAUGUGAGCAAGCAGAUAAGGAGAUCAACAAUGAGGAGGCAGCAAUUGCUGCUGCCUAUCACAUCUUCAGGAAUGUCGCGCCGCCUGGGUCCAAGUACAUUGAUGAGUAUGACCUUCGGAGAUUCUUGAUUAAAGAAGAGGUGGAUAUUGUGUUCCCCAUGAUAGAUGUGGCAGAAACUGGACAGAUUGACAGGAAAGAAUUGACGGAAUGGGUGGUUAAGGUUUAUCAAGGACGCAGAGCUCUAUCGCAUGCUCUGAAUGAUACAAAAACCGCUGUGAAGCAACUGAACAAGGUUGUGACAUGCAUUCUGAUUGUCAUAAUAAUCAUCAUAUGGCUCCUCUUGGUGGGAAUAGCGACUACUAAAGUGCUUGUCUUUAUGUCGUCACAAUUUGUGGUAGCUGCUUUUAUUUUUGGGAAUACUUGCAAGACUAUAUUUGAAGCUAUUAUAUUUGUUUUUGUGAUGCAUCCUUUUGAUGUUGGUGAUCGAUGCGUCAUUGAUGGUGUUCAGAUGACUGUUGAAGAAAUGAAUAUCUUGACCACAGUGUUCUUGAGGUUUGAUAAUGAAAAGAUAUACUACCCAAAUUCAGUUCUGGCGGUCAAGCCAAUCAGCAAUUUCUACAGAAGUCCUGAUAUGGGUGACAACUUUGAGUUUUCCGUUGAUUACAGGACACCUGUGGAAAAGAUAGGAGCUUUAAAAGAGAAAAUAAAGAAGUACUUAGAGAGAACUCCCCAGUAUUGGCAUCCUAAUCACAGUGUGGUGGUGAAGGAGAUUGAGAAUAUGAACAAGAUAAAAAUGGCACUCUAUUUCAAUCAUACGAUGAACUUUCAGAACUUUGGUGAAAAGACCAAACGGAGAACUGAACUGAUCCUAGAAAUGAAGAAACUGUUUGAUGAGCUGAAUAUAAAAUAUGAUCUUCUUCCUCAGGAAGUUCAUCUUGUCGAACAGAGAGCAGCAAGUGGGACCACUAGAUGAUUUUAUCGUCAAGUUCACAGAUACCAUCUAUUUUGAUAGUAAAGUUUAGCUUCCACUUCAAUAGGUUUUCAUCUACAUUUGUUUGACCAAUGAACCGUGAAGAUGAAGUCUAAACACUUGACUCUGCAAUGCUGAAAGAUUUGUGUACUGCUCUAAAUGAUAUUUAUAAAGUUUCUUCUGCUAAUAUUUUGUGGAAAGUGAGUAGAGUUUCUUUUUUAAGGGACAUAAA